UGCCUACUGAACAAGUUUGUGUUUAAUUGAUUGAUGUGUCACUCUGACUCUCCCCUAAUGCUGCUUUUUCCACACAAUUCAAUCAUGUUUUAAUGUGCUUGCAGCCAUCAGGACAAUAUGCUAUAUUUCCACCCCCCUUGUUGACAUUAGCCGGCAUAACAUUAUUAGAAAAGCUUUUGCUUCAGGCUUUCAAUGAGUACAAAUCCUUCCCCAAUGAAGAAAUAAAACCCAUUUCCUCCUGUGGUGGAGCUGUGUUAAAGUGCGAUUAUGAUAAAGAACAGUUCUGAUGCGCCUCAGGCUGGAGUUUGUUCAAGUGAAGUGGAAUGACUCACAACUCGUGAUCCCCCCCUUCUUUCUUAGGAGCUCCAAAGCUUAAAAGAUGUUUUCACCCCCCAAUAAUCUCCCUUUGCAGCUUUUAGUCGUAGUGUAGUGCUGCAGCUGCAUGUAGUGCUUAUCCAGCCCACAUGCAUACCGUCUUUGCAAACUAAUUACGCUAAAUUGAUUAAUAAUUUUUCCUAAAACGUCUCGAAUUUUAAACAUUUCAUACUUUUCAGAUUAAUAUGAGUCAGGCUGCAAUCUUGAGGAAAAAGACAAGAAAGGAUUUUAUACCAUAUUUCUUGGGGUUUGUCAUUUUUUUGUAUGGCACCUUUCAUCUUAUUUCGUUUACAGCAAAAACAGCUGAGUUUGCUCCCACUGUGAGGGUGCGCCGGGCCCUGGAGAACGAGACAGAAUGCAUUUCACCCCAAGCCUCCGAGUUUCCUGAUGGCUUCUUCACCGUGCAGGAGAGGAAGGAUGGGGGGCUGGUCAUUUACUUCAUGAUCAUUUUCUACAUGCUGUUGGCUGUUGCUAUAGUUUGUGAUGAUUACUUUCUGCCGUCCCUGGAAGUGAUCAGUGAACGUCUGGGCCUUUCUCAGGAUGUAGCAGGAGCAACAUUUAUGGCAGCUGGGAGUUCUGCUCCUGAACUUGUUACUGCUUUUCUAGGUGUGUUUGUAACAAAAGGGGACAUCGGGGUCAGCACAAUUGUGGGAUCGGCUGUCUACAACCUGCUAGGAAUCUGUGCUGCCUGUGGAAUUUUGGCCUCAGUGGCGAGGCGUCUCACCUGUUGGCCUCUGUUCAGGGACUGCCUGGCAUAUGGAAUCAGUGUUGCCGCUGUUAUUGGCAUCAUUUCCGAUAACAAAGUGUACUGGUACGAGGCUGCCUGUCUGCUUCUAGUCUACGGUGUCUACAUAGUUGUCCUGUGCUUUGACCUCCGCAUCAGUGAGUUUGUCCUGAGGAAGCUGAGCCCCUGCUGCACCUGUUUGAGUUCUGGUUCUGCUGACAAAAUGGAAACGCAGCCUCUGACUGGCUGGAACGACGACACCAGGUUGAGAAUCUGCGGCCGUUCCAGAACAGACAGUGGGAUCUUCCACGAUGAUUCAGGGUACUCUCACUUGUCCCUCAGCCUGCACGGCCUCAACGAGAUUUCAGAUGAGCAGAAAAGUGUGUUUUCCGUGCCGGAAAGCGACCUGAAGAGGAUCCUCUGGGUCCUGUCCCUGCCUGUGAUCGUUCUGCUUUUCCUGACUGUUCCUGACUGUAGAAGACGGUUCUGGAAGCAGUGGUUCAUGAUAACGUUCUUCAUGUCGGCUGUGUGGAUCUCUGCUUUCACAUACGUACUAGUCUGGAUGGUGACUGUUGUUGGGGAGACACUUGGCAUCCCCGACACAGUCAUGGGACUCACUUUGCUUGCUGCUGGAACCAGUAUACCGGACACAGUGGCAAGUGUGAUGGUGGCCAGAGAAGGUAAAGCUGACAUGGCCAUGUCCAACAUUGUAGGCUCUAAUGUGUUUGAUAUGCUUUGCCUGGGCCUGCCUUGGUUCAUCAAGACUGUUUUUGUCGACACCAUCAACCCUGUGGAGGUCAACAGCUCCGGACUGGUCUUUGUUUCAUGCACACUCCUCCUUUCCAUCGUCUUCCUUUUUGUAGCAGUGCACAUUAACGGAUGGAAACUGGACUGGAAGUUGGGGCUGGUUUCUCUGAUCUGCUACAUCCUCUUUGCCACAUUAUCAAUUUUGUAUGAACUGGGGAUUAUUGGGAAUAAUCCUAUACGACUGUGCAGUGACUGAAAACACAACCUUCUCUGGACGGAAGCCAUCUUUUAAGCCUUCAUAUAGAGUCAACAAUGGAUCCCUUUCCUUACAGAAGCAAGUUUCACUGAACUGAAGACUUUCAGUUCCUCGGAUCAACCUUUUCAAGUCCAGAUGGCCAGAAGAACAUAACCUUGUGAUAGCAUUACAUGAAUAACACCAUCUAUACAAACUACACAGGUUGACUGAAAGUACAAGAUUUUCUUCAGGUAUACCUGUGCCUGUUCUGAUCCACUACACACUGUUACAGUGAAGGCCAGUCAUUCCUCGUUUUGAGAAAUGGAAAAAAACCAUACUUGCAGUUAUUACUGCUGAGUGAAAUAAACAUGCCAACUGAACUGAACUGGUCUUAAGAUUUGUUUAGUUUAAUGUAAGGCAAAAAUACAAUAGGUAGAGUUUUCCUGCCUAUAAAAACUGAACUACAAGAGCCAUAAAUGACUGUCCUGCAGGCACACUACAUGUGUGUAAUGCAUGUUUAAAUGAAUGACAAUCUUUUGGAGUAAAACUAACACCUCUGCCAUUCUGGAAAAGCUGCUUUACACUAUCCCUGAAAAGAAAUGUUUUUCCAUACAUUUUCUGUACUAAAUAUAUUCCAUUUUUAAUAAGCCACUGCCGAGGGGCAAAGGGUUCAAAUAGCUCAACAGAGCAACACCCCUACUGU
Molecule: messenger RNA, 2784 nt
Organism: Oryzias latipes (Japanese medaka)
Lineage: Eukaryota; Metazoa; Chordata; Actinopteri; Beloniformes; Adrianichthyidae
Gene: slc24a5
Product: solute carrier family 24 member 5
Biological process (GO): calcium ion transmembrane transport; intracellular calcium ion homeostasis; melanocyte differentiation
Cellular component (GO): trans-Golgi network; membrane
Molecular function (GO): calcium channel activity; calcium, potassium:sodium antiporter activity
Source: RefSeq, a predicted model, not a curated record